This is a messenger RNA of Ricinus communis (castor bean), 2302 nucleotides long. Its product is annotated as putative ABC1 protein At2g40090. Bases 311 to 1933 code for a protein of 540 amino acids. Gene Ontology annotation, cellular component: mitochondrial inner membrane. The transcript has 12 exons. The record is from RefSeq and is a predicted model, not a curated record. Lineage: Eukaryota; Viridiplantae; Streptophyta; Magnoliopsida; Malpighiales; Euphorbiaceae. Gene Ontology annotation, biological process: mitochondrion organization; lipid homeostasis.
AACUGAAAUCAUAAAUUUGAAAAAGAAGUUAAAAAAUCAAUUUUUUGGUAUUUUAAUUCUGUAAAAACGAAAAAAAAAAAAAUCAUAACUUUGAUUAAAAAACAUGAUAAUUUUCAGAAAAACUAUAGGUUAUGGGCCGGGAGUGGUCCAGCAAGAAUUGGAGAUGAUGCAUAUAGUUAUGGCAUUGUAUUUAUCAAAAUAAUAAAUGUUAGUAACUUUGACCAUCUAACGUUAUCAGUAUGCCUUACAACUAAUUCAUUUUCGCUCGCUUUUAACUUGCCGCGAAUUCUCUCAAUAUUCGUUUCCAAACAUGGCCACGAGAUCCCUGUGGCGCACCAGGACCAAACUUGCGGUGGCAGCCACCGCAAUUUUAACAGGCGGUGCUGCCGCCACCGUCGCCACUUCCGAUGAUCCGGCAAUGGCACUGAAACUUUGCACUACCGUCCCUGUCCGCCUCGCACGUGACGCCAUAACUGCCGCCUCUAUCGCCUUUGAUUAUGAAUACUCAUUAUUGGGACUACCGGAAGGAAGUGCUGAGGGGUCUAAAAUGAAACAUGAGGUUCACUUAAGGUCUGCUCGGAAGCUCCAGGAACUAUGUUUCAAAAAUGGAGGAAUAUAUAUCAAGCUUGGUCAACACAUUGGACAGCUGGAGUAUUUAGUCCCUGAGGAGUAUGUCAAGAUAAUGAGGGAGUCGAUGCUGAAUAAAUGUCCAGUCUCUUCAUAUGAUCAAGUGUGUGAAGUUUUCAAGAAAGAGCUUGGAGAAACCCCAGAUAAAGUUUUUGUUGAAUUUGAUCCUGUUCCUAUAGCAAGUGCUUCUCUUGCUCAAGUUCAUGUUGCUCGGACAACUGAUGGGCAAAAAGUUGCUGUGAAGGUUCAGCACACUCACAUGACAGAUACUGCGGCUGCAGAUAAUGCAUCUGUUGAAAUGAUCGUGAACACUCUACACUGGCUUUUCCCUUCUUUUGAUUACAGAUGGUUGGUUGCUGAAAUGCGUGAAAGUGUACCUAAGGAACUCGAUUUUUUAGUUGAGGCCAAGAAUAGUGAGAAGUGCCUGCACAAUUUUCGGAAGCUAUCCCCUCAUAUUGCAGACUAUGUCUACGCACCAAAGGUUCAUUGGAACUUGAGCACUUCAAAGUUGUUAACCAUGGAAUUUAUAGAUGCUGCACAAGUGAAUGAUGUGAAGGCCAUCCAAGGACUUGGAAUUCAACCUUGUGAAGUUGCAAAAUUAGUUAGUCAAACUUUUGCUGAGAUGAUGUUUAAACAUGGAUUUGUGCAUUGUGACCCACAUGCUGCCAACUUAUUGGUUCGCCCUUUGCCUUCUGAUAGAAGAAGCAUUUUAGGCAAGAGAAAACCACAAUUAAUUCUUUUGGACCAUGGAUUAUAUAAAGAACUUGACUUCACUACUAGAUUUAAUUAUGCUGCCCUUUGGAAGGCAUUGGUAUUUGCUGAUGCUCAUUCAAUAAAGGAAAAUAGUGUUAAGUUGGGUGCUGGAGAGGAUCUAUAUGCACUAUUUGCAGGAAUUCUUACUAUGAGACCCUGGAAUAGGGUUGUUGACUCAGCUGUUGAUCAUUUGGUUAUCCAAGGCAAUGACAACGAGCGUUCGGAACUACAGAUGUACGCAUCUCAGUAUUUUCCUCAGAUUUCAGAGCUACUAAGGAGGCUACCGCGUGUGAUUUUGUUAAUGUUGAAGACCAAUGACUGUUUACGAGCAGUAAAUAAUUCUCUGUUGCAGGGAUAUUCUCUCGAGACAUUUUUCAUCAUCGGAAAAGUUUCCUCCGAGGCAGUUAUUGAGGCGAAGAAGUUGCAAAGAAAAUCCUUUUUAAGUAGGUUAGAUAUAUGGCUGGAGGAAAUCUUGUUGGAGGCUCGACUUCUGGCAAUGCAGAUAGCACUGUGGCUUUUACAAGUUAGAAGAGCUUUGACAGGUUCAUCCUAGAAAUCACUAUAAACUCAUUAUAAGGACCCAAUUUCUUUUACCUUCUUUUUUUUUUUCCUCUAACCAUACUAGGGUCCCAUUCUUUAUCUCCAUACCUCACAAAUAAUGCAAUAGCCUGCUAAAUUGACACACAUUGAUUUGUUUUGUCCUUGGUGAAAAAGGAACAGAUAUAUGUUGUAUUCAUUCUUUUUCCGUGUGUCAUAUUCACAUUUUAAUAUGGGGGUUAAUUAAUGCCCCCCACAAAACCCCAUCAAUUGGGAAAGAGAAAACUACAAGAAACCCAUUGUAUGCAAGAAUAACAUCAAAACUUUAGAUUUUUGCUGUUUAUUUUCUUUCAAGUAUCAUCUAUUAAGGAUCUUAUUUGGUUUA